Molecule: messenger RNA, 1731 nt
Organism: Aricia agestis (brown argus)
Lineage: Eukaryota; Metazoa; Arthropoda; Insecta; Lepidoptera; Lycaenidae
Product: plasminogen
Exons: 10
Coding region: 190-1608 (472 amino acids)
Biological process (GO): proteolysis
Molecular function (GO): serine-type endopeptidase activity
Source: RefSeq, a predicted model, not a curated record
CCGACGGUACGCGAAAAAAAAUCUAACUGUCAAAUUUAGAACCGUAUUCUAUAUUCGAAAUCAAAACAAAUUACCGCAUGUUUCAAUUACCGAUGUUUUAUAUGUGAAAGUGGUUUGAUAAGUGAAAGGCGCUGCAAAAGGUAACUAUCAAGUCGAUAUGUCACAAUUCGACAAUAAUCUACGAACACGAUGAGGUCGGUGGAACAUGGACCAUGGGACACCACAGAUUGUCCUUCACAGAACAAAUAUCCCACAAGACUCGAAGAAAGAAAAAAUAUUUGUCCUACACAAAAUCCAAAAUACGACAAACAAACAGAAAGUACAAAUGAGGAUAACAAAGUUAUAAAUAUAAGACACAGAAAGUCAUUCUCAAAAUGGCUUUCGUCAAUAUGGCGUAGCGACAUAAAAUGGCGGAAUACAAAAUGGUGGUACGACACAAGAUGGCGGGUGCAUUUACGAAUGCUGCUAACGUUGAUUAUACUGAGCGUCACUGGAAAAGCUGAUGCUGAAGGCAUAACGAGCAGGGUUCUGGCAUCGUUUUUCGGGUACCCGUCUACAUGCAGCAUUGGGGCGGAGGUCCGAACGUGUACCCUAUCGAUAACCUGCUGGCUGCAGGGUGGAACGAGGGUCAGAGGGUGCGGGAGCAGCUGGCUGUUCUCAUGCUGCAUAGCCCCGGAACCUGGGAGAAACGACUUUGAUAAUAAGAUACCAACAUCGGAGUGGAGGUACAAGGUGGUGCCGCCGAAGCUGCGACAGGUCCCGCAGAGGAGCGUCGUGCCCACCAACGUCUUCCGAAGACGGGUGGAUGAUGAUGUUAACCAGGUCGACUGCGGUCUUCCACUGUCCAGGAUACUGCAGAAGAGAAUCAUCGGUGGAAGAGAAGCGAGGUUCGCGGAGUUCCCCUGGCAGGCACACGUCAGGAUAUCGGAGUACCAGUGCGGAGGAGUACUAAUUUCCAGGAGAUACGUGGCUACAGCCGCCCACUGCGUGUCGCGAGCUCGGCCGCGGGACAUCGCCGUGUGGUUGGGGGCGUUGGACACCACCGCUGGGUCACACACUGCGAGGAAACUGGGGGUGGUCCAGAAAAUCCUCCAUCCCCUCUUCCAGUUUCGUAUGACUCAGCCCGACAGAUACGACAUAGCGCUGCUGAGGCUGUCUCGACCCGUCAUCUACACUAGUCACAUCCUACCGAUCUGUCUGCCGGAGUUGGACCUGGAGCUGCGAGGGAAGUCGGGGGUGAUCGCUGGGUGGGGCAAAACCGACACCAGUACAGGUCACACUGGUACCAACCUGUUGAGAUCUGCCACUGUUCCUAUUUUAAGUACAGAACAAUGCAUCGCUUGGCACAAGAGCAAGCAGAUAUCUGUGGAGAUACACUCGGAGAUGAUCUGCGCGGGACACUCUGAUGGCCACCAGGACGCCUGUCUUGGUGACUCCGGAGGCCCUCUUAUAGUAUUGGAUAAUGGGAGAUACUAUCUAGUAGGGAUCACAUCUGCGGGAUUCGGCUGUGGCGUGGAUCACCAACCAGGGAUCUACCACAACGUCAAAAUAACCACUAACUGGAUCAAAGAUAUCAUAUCUCCUAUUGCCAAUUAUAUCGACUUUUGAGAUGUUGAAAAAGUAUUAGAUUGUGAUGGAGCGUGACGAAAUAGAAUUUGGGGUGACAUGGAAAUUAUGGUUAAGAUCACAAUAAGAUGUAGAGCUCUUGACUAAAAAACCUUCUCACCAAUC